AUGAGGGGAUUGGAAGAUCAGGAUAAGAAGGAUGAAUCUCACAGGUGAGGAUCUUUUGUACACCCCAUGGAUCGUUAUUAGGGACCCACUCUGGGGGGUAUAUAUCUCAGUUUUAUACGAGCUCUGUGGCAGUUUUCAGGACACAGAUUAAGCGUCGUCCUGGACUAAAAGGCAUUUUAAUUUUUUUAUCUGUGUCCGGUAAACCUCCCCUGUAUGCUGUAACAGCAUAUUAUGGAGCCUAUAACUACCCUGUUGUGUCAUUAUCUAUAGAGGUGUGAGUGACACGGUGAGGACAGAGAAUGAGGUUACUGAUGGAGUUUUGCGGAGGCCCCUGACUCUACUGGACAGGUUGCGACUGUGUCAGGACGCCUGGGCCCCUGGGAACCCCUGGGAUAGAGACGGGGCCCACGCUGCCCUCUGGGGCCGGCCUGCUGGGGUGAGUUCCCCCCCACUACCCUCUGUCUUUACACAGAUCACUGUGUGCAUCAGUCACAGUGUGUCCGUCCCAAAUGGCACCCUAUUCCCUAUAUAGUGCACUACUUUUGACCAGGGCCCAUAGGGCUCUGGUCAAAAGUAGUGCACUAUGUAGGGAAUAGGGUGUCAUUUGAGAUGGACACACUGUGUAGGCCCAUGCCACUAUCUAUUGUCUGACCUCAUGGUUGACCUCUGCAUUCAGGCCCUUAGGCCUAGCCUCCAGGUCACCUUGGUACAUUGGGUUAGCAUGUGAACAGGAUGCGAUAUUACAGAUAAAUAUGGAGGCAGACACUUACAGUAUGUCGAGUUGCUCUUGUAGUUCCCUUUAUCUAGCAUAACAGCAAAUUAAUGCGGAAGUGCUGCAUGUGUGAGAGAAUAAGAAAGGAGAGAUACAGAUGGACUGAAAGAAAGAGGAGCAGACUGAGUAGUGGCGUAGAAGUUGAUCGAUGCAGAAAAUAUAUUCGGUUUGCUAAAGAACCCCAGCUAUCUUAAGGACCCUGUCUUAACAAGAUCAACCACUGAGACAAGUGAGUAUGGUGAGACAGUAUCUGGAUACAGCAUCCUAUUACACUGUGAGAACUACUAUAUGUCAGGGUUUAGGUUGAAUUGGUGGGAUAAGAAAAGCACUUUAUAUUUCAGAAAUUAUUCACACCCCUUGACUUUUUCUAAAUGUUGUUGUGUUACAGCCUGAAUUUUAAAUGGAUUAAAUAAGAGAUUUUUUGUCACUGACCUACACACAAUGCCCCAUAAUGUCAAAGUGUAGUUAUGUUUUUCGACAUUUUUACAAAUGUAUAAAAAAAUUAUAUACGCUGAAAUGCCUUCAGUCAAUAAGUAUUCAACUCCUUUGUUUUGGCAAGCCUAAAUAAGUUCAGGAGUUAACAUUUGUUUAACAAGUUACAUAAUAAGUUGCAUGAACUCACUCUGUGUGCAAUAAUAGUGUUUAACGUGAUUUUUGAAUGACAACCUCAUCGCUAUACCCCACACAUACACUUAUCUGUAAGGUCCCUGAAUCGAGCAGUGAAUUUCAAACACAGAUUCACCCACAAAGACCAGGGAGGUUUUCCAAUGCCUCGCAAAGAAGGGCACCUAUUAGUAAAUAGGAUUUAAAAAAAAGCAGACAUUGAAUAUCCCUUUGAGCAUGGUGAAGUUAUUAAUUACACUUUGGAUGGUGUAUCAAUACACCUAGUCACUACAAAGAUACAGGCGUCCUUCCUAAUUCAGUUGCCGGAGAGGAAGGAAACCGCUCAGGGAUUUCACCAUGAGGCCAGUGGUGACUUAAAAACAGUCACAGAGGUUAAUGGCUGUGAUAGAAGAAAACUAAGGAUGGAUCAACAACAUUGCAUUUACUCCACAAUACUAACCUAAUUGACAGAGUGAAAAGAAGGAAGCCUGUACAGAAUAAAAAUAUUCCAAAACAUGCAUCCUGUUUACAGCAAGGCACUAAAGUAAUACUGCUAAAAAUGUGGCAAAGCAAUUAACUUUGUCCAGAAUACAAAAUGUUAUGUUUGGGGCAAAUCCAAUACACAAAUUACUGAGUAUUACUCUCCAUAUUUCCAAGCAUAGUGGUGGCUGCAUCAUGUUAUGGGUAUGCUUGUAAUCGUUAUGGACUGGGGAGUUUUUCAGAAUAAACAAAGAAACGGAAUGGAGCUAAGCACAGGCAAAAUGCUAGAGGGAAACCUGGUUCAGUCUGCUUUCCACCAGACACUGGGAGAUUAAUUCACCUUUCAGCAGGACAAGUGCCUAAAACACAAGGCCAAAUCUACACUGGAGUUGCUUACCAAAAAGACAGUAAUUGUUCCUGAGUGGCCAAGUUACAGUUUUGACUUAAGUCUACUUGAAAAUCUAUGCAAGACCUGAAAAUAGCUGUCUAGCAAUGAUCAACAACCAAUUUGACAGAGCUUGAAGAAUUUGGAAAAGAAUAAUGGGCAAAUGUUGCACAAUCCCAGUGUGGAAAGCUCUUAGAGACUUACCCAGAACGACUCACAGUUGUAAUAGCUGCCAAAGGUGCUAUUGGCUCAGGUGUGUGAAUACUUAUGUAAAUGAGAUACUUUCAAUAAAUGUGCUAAAAUAUUUGUAAACAUAUUUUUACUUUGUGAUUAUGGGGUAUUGUGUGUAGAUCAGUGAGAAUUUUUAUUUAUUUAAUCCAUUUUGAAUUCAGUCUGUAACACAACAAAAUGUGCAAUAAGUCAAGGGGGAUGAAAACAUUCUGAAGGCACUGUGUAUUCACUGUGAAUGAUGAAGUGAACAAAGGGGAGUUAAUCUAUCUUCUGCGGGUUUAGUUGACGAUAUGCAUUGAUAUUUAGAGAACUUUAUAUUUAAUAUACAGUUGAAGUCGGAAGUUUACAUACACCUUAGCCAAAUACAUUUAAACUCAGUUUUUCACAAUUCCUGACAUUUAAUCCUAGUAAAAAUUCCCUGUUUUAGGUCAGUUAGGAUCAUCACAUUCCCAGUGGGUCAGAAGUUUACAUACACUCAAUUAGUAUUUGGUAGCAUUGCCUUUAAAUUGUUUAACUUUGGUCAAACUUUUCGGGUAGCCUUCCACAAGCUUCCCACAAUAAGUUGGGUGAAUUUUGGCCCAUUCCUCCUGAGAGAGCUGGUGUAACUGAGUCAGUUUGUAGGCCUCCUUGCUCGCACACGCUUUUUCAGAUCUGCCCACAGAUGUUCUAUAGGAUUGAGGUCAGGGCUUUGUGAUGGCGACUCCAAUAUCUUGACUUUGUUGUCCUUAAGCCAUUUUGCCAUAACUUUGGAAGUAUGCUUGUGGUCAUUGUCCAUUUGGAAGACCCAUUUGCGACCAAGCUUUAACUUCCUAACUGAUGUCUUGAGAUGUUGCUUCAAUAUAUCCACCUCAUUUUCCUUCCUCAUGAUGCCAUCUAUUUUAUGACGUGCACCAGUCCCUCCUGCAGCAAAGCACCCCCACAGCAUGAUGCUGCCACCCCUGUACUUCGUGGUUGGGAUGGUGUUCUUCGGCUUGCAAGUAACCCCCUUUUUCCACCAAACAUAACGAAGGUCAUUAUGGCCAAACAAUUCUAUUUUUGUUUCAUCAGACCAGAGGACAUUUCUCCAAAAAGUAUGAUCUUUGUCCCCAUGUGCAGUUGCAAACCGUAGUCUGGCUUUUUUAUGGCGGUUUUGGAGCAGUGGCUUCUUCCUUGCUGAGCGGCCUUUCAGGUUAUGUCAAUAUAGGACUCGUUUUACUUCUGGAUAUAGAUACGUUCCUCCAGCAUCUUCACAAGGUCCUUUGCUGUUGCUCUGGGAUUGAUUUGCACUUUUCGCACCAAAGUACGUUCAUCUCUUGGAGACAGAACGCGUCUCCUUCCUGAGCGGUAUGACGGCUGCGUGGUCCCAUGGUGUUUAUACUUGCGUACUAUUGUUUGUACAGAUGAACAUCGUACCUUCAGGCAUUUGGAAAUUGCUCCCAAGGAUGAACCAGACUUGUGGAGGUCUACAAUUUUUCUUUUGAGGUCUUGGCAGAUUUAUUUUGAUUUUCCCAUGAUGUCAAGCAAAGAGGCACUGAGUUUGAAGGUAGGCCUUGAAAUACAUCCACAGGUACACCUCCAAUUGACUCAAAUGAUGUCAAUUAGCCUAUCAGAAGCUUCUAAAGCCAUGACAUCAUUUUCUGGAAUUAUCCAAGCUGUUUAAAGGCACAGUCAACUUCUGACCCACUGGAAUUGUGAUACAGUGAAUUAUAAGUGAAAUAAUCCGUCUGUAAACAAUUGUUGGAAAAAUUACUUGUAUCAUGCACAAAGUAGAUGUCCUAACCGACUUGCCAAAACUAUAGUUUGUUAACAAGACAUUUGUGGAGUGGUUGAAAAACAAGUUUUAAUGACUCCAACCUAAGUGUAUGUAAACUUCCGACUUCAACUGUAGCUUGCGUUGCAUCAAACUGCUGCUGCCUAUAGUUUGUUUUUGACUUGACUCAAAGUGAACAUACCAAUGUGUCUCUCACUAUCACAGUUAGGUAUCUAUUCCUGAACACACUGUUCAUCAAACCCACUUCCUGUGAUGUGUCUGUAGCCCUAUUAUGUGUGUGUGCGUGCUCACUUAUUUCGCUGUGAGCUUUUGGUGCGUACGUGUAUUUGAAUGUGUGUGUAUUAUUUGCGCUUGCACAUUCUCUGCCACUUAGUUAGCGUUGGUGUGAGGCUAGCCUGACUUGCUCACUUCUGUAGGCCUUGAAUGACUGAUCUACAGAAAAAUGAGUAAGUCCAUCUUGUCCUUUUCUGUGAAGCUGCUCUGCAGAAUCACUGUUUCCUAACGCCCAAACACAGUGUAAUGAGGCUUCUCAUCACCUCUCUCUCCUUUCACAGAGCUUCCUGGUGUUGAGGGACUCUGCCUCCCAGCCCGUCCUGCUGUGUGUGUCCACUGGAGGAGGGAGUGGACAUGUCAGAGACAACCCCAUACAACACAUUGGUGCAGGUAGGCAGGACACACAGACAAACACGCACACAUUUACUGAAUUACAUUUACUGACCAGAACCUCAACAGCCGCACUUCAUGCUUCCCUAUUUUUAAGGUUAAUCUCAAGUUCUUAGUUUGUUGUACGUCUUAUAAUAACCUCUCUCUUCUUGUCUCUCAGUUUAUCAGCUAUCUCAGUCAUAUUUAGGCUUCUCUGAUCUGGCUCAGUUAGUGGUCUUCUACUCUCUGAGCAGGUGAGUUACAACAACCUACGGUAUAUAUACUAACUACAGUAUUUAUCAGUUUUGCAUCUGAUAUAUAUCAUUAACUUCUCUUUCUCUCUCACUUUCUCUCUCUCUCUCUCUCUCUCUCUCUCUCACUCCAUAUCUCUCUCUCACUCCAUAUCUCUCUCUUGCUCUCUCUCUCUCUCUCUCACUCCAUAUCUCUCUCUCUCUCGCUCUCUCUCUCUCUCUCUCUCUCUCUCUCUCUCUCUCUCUCUCUCUCUCUCUCUCUCUCUCACACACUCCAUAUCUCUCUCUUGCUCUCUCUCUCUCUCUCUCUCUCUCUCUCUCUCUCUCUCUCUCUCUCUCUCUCUCUCUUUCUCUCUCUCUCAAUUCAAUUCAAUUCAAGGGUCUUUAUUGGCAUGGGAAACAUAUGUUUACAUUGCCAAAGUAAGUGAAGUAGAUAAUAAACCAAAGUGAAAUAAACAAUAAAAAAUUAACAGUAAACAUUACACUCACAAAAGUUCCAAAAUAAUAAAGACAUUUCAAGUGUCAUUAUGUCUAUAUACAGUGUUGUAAUGAUGUGCAAAUAGUACAAAAGGGAAAAUAAAUAAACAUAAAUAUAGGUUGUAUUUACAAUGGUGUUUGUUCUUCACUGGUUGCCCUUUUCUUGUGGCAACAGGUCACAAAUCGUGCUGCUUUGAUUGCACACUGUGGUAUUUCACCCAGUAGAUAUGGGAUUUUAUCAAAACUGGAUUUGUUUUCGAAUUCUUUGUGGGUCUGUGUAAUCUGAGGGAAAUAUGUCUCUAAUAUGGUCAUACAUUUGGCAGGAAGUUAGGAAGUGCAACUCAGUUUCCACCUCAUUUUGUGGGCAGUGUGCACAUAGCCUGUCUUCUCUUGAGUCAAAGAUUUCCUCAAUUUUGGGUCAUUCACAGUGGUCAGGUAUUCUGCCACUGUGUACUAUAUGUUUAGGGCCAAAUAGCAUUCUAGUUUGCUCUGUUUUUUUGUAAAUUCUUUCCAAUGUGUCAAGUAAUUAUCUUUUUGUUUUCUCAUGAUUUGGUUGGGUCUAAUUGUGUUGCUGUCCUGGGGCUCUGUGGGGUCUGUUUGUGUUUGUGAACAGAGCUGCAGGACCAGCUUGCUUAGGGGGCUCUUCUCCAGGUUAAUUUCUCUGUAGGUGAUGGCUUUGUUAUGGAAGGUUUGGGAAUCGCUUCCUUUUAGGUGGUUGUAGAAUUUAACGGCUCUUUUCUGGAUUUUGAUAAUUAGCAGGUAUCGGGCUAUUUCUGCUCUGCAUGCAUUAUUUGGUGUUUUACGUUGUACAUGGAGGAUAUUUCUGAGGAAUUCUGCAUGCAGAGUCUCAAUUUGGUGUUUGUCCCAUUUUGUGAAUUCUUGGUUGGUGAGCAGACCCCAGACCUCACAACCAUAAAGGGCAAUGAGUUUUAUAACUGAUUCAAGUAUUUUUAGCCAGAUCCUAAUUGGUAUGUCGAAUUUUAUGUUCCUUUUGAUGGCAUAGAAGGCCCUUCUUGUCUUGUCUCUCAGAUCGUUCAUAGCUUUGUGGAAGUUACCUGUGGCGCUGAUGUUUAGGCCGAGGUAUGUAUCGUUUUUUGUGUGCUCUAGGGCAACGGUGUCUAGAUGGAAUUUGUAUUCAUGGUCCUGGCAACUGGACCUUUUUUGGAACACCAUUAUUUUAGUCUUACUGAGAUUUACUGUCAGGGCCCAGGUCUGACAGAAUCUGUGCAGAAGAUCUAGGUGCUGCUGUAGGCCCUCCUUGGUUGGGGACAGAAGCACCAGAUCAUCAGCAAACACUAAACAUUUGACUUAAGAUUCUAGUAGGGUGAGGCCGAAUGCUGCAGACUGUUCUAGUGCCCUCGCCAAUUCGUUGAUAUAUCUGUUGAAGAGGGUGGGGCUUAAACUGCAUACCUGUUUUUUGCCAAGUUUAAUCGCACACUUGUUGUUUGUGUACAUGGAUUUUAUAAUGUCGUAUGUUAUCCCCCCCAACACCACUUUCCAUCAAUUUGUAUAGCAGGCCCUCAUGCCAAAUUGAGUCGAAAGCUUUUUUGAAAUCAACAAAGCAUGAGAAGACUUUGCCUUUGUUUUGGUUUGUUUGUUUGUCAAUGAGGGUGUGCAGGGCGAAUACGUGGUCUGUCGUACGGUAAUUUGGUAAAAAGCCAAUUUGACAUUUGCUCAGUCUGCUGUGUGUACGAGUCUGCUGUUAAUGAUAAUGCAGAGGAUUUUCCCAAGGUUGCUGUUGACGCAUAUCCCAAGGCAGUUAUUGGGGUCAAAUUUGUCUCCACUUUUGUGGAUUGGGGUGAUCAGUCCUUGGUUCCAAAUAUUAGGGAAUAUGCCAGAGCCGAGGAUGAUGUUAAAGAGUUUAAGUAUAGCCAAUUGGAAUUUGUGGUCUGUAUAUUUUAUCAUUUCAUUUAGGAUACCAUCAACCACACAGGCCUUUUUGGGUUGGAGGGUUUGUAUUCUAUAGAUUGUUCAACUACAUUGAGCUGAUUUCUGACGUGCUGCUUCUUUUUCCCGUAGUGUAUUUCUGUAUUAUUUUAGUGAUUCACUAUAGUGAAGGCGUAGGCUCAGGUUUUCUGGGUCUCUAUGUUUUUGGUUUCUCAAUUUCUUUCUUAGGUUUUUGCAUUCUUCAUCAAACCAUUUGUAAUUGUUGUUAAUUUUCUUAGGUUGUCUGCUUGAAAUGUUUAGAUUUGAUAGGGAAGCUGAGAGGUCAAAUAUACUGUUUAGGUUUUCUACUGCCAAGUUUACACCUUCAUUAUUACAGUGAAACAUUUUGUCCAAGAAAUUGUCUAGAAGGGAUUGAAUUUGUUGUUGCCUAAUAGUUUUUUGGUAGAUUUCCACACUACUAAUUUGCUGUGAUCUGAUAGGAGUGUCAGUGGACUGACAGUGAACACUGAGACUCUGGGUUGAGGUCCGUGAUAAAGUAGUCUACAGUACUACUGCCAAGACAUGAGCUAUAUGUGUACCUGUCAUAGGAGUCCCCUCGAAGCCUACCAUUGACUAUGUACAUACCCAGCGUCCGACAGAACUGCAGGAGUUGUGACCCGUUUUUGUUGGUUAUGUUGUCGUAGUUGUGUCUAGGGGGGCAUAUGGGGGAAGGAAUGCUGUCACUUCCAGGUAGGUGUUUGUCCCUCUGUGUGCUGAGGAUGUCAGGUUCUUGUCCAGUUCUGGCAUUUAGGUCGCCACAGACAAGUACAUGUCCCUGGUUUGGAAAUGGUUGAUCUCCCCGUCUAGGAUGGAGAAGCUGUCAUCGUUAAAGUAUGGGGAUUCUAUUGGGGGGAUAUAGGUAGCACACAUGAGGAAAUUUUUCUCUGUUGAGAAGCCAGAUGUAAAAUGUUCCUGUUUUGACAAAUGUAAUAGAGUGGGUUAGGUCUGCUCUAUACCAAAUUGGCAUACCCCCUGAGUCCCUUCCCUGUUUCACACCUGGUAGUUUGGUGGAUGGGACUACCAGCUCUCUGUAACCUAGAGGGCAACCAGUGGGUCCGUCUCCUUUAUGCCAUGUUUCUUGUAGGAUGACAAUGUCUGUAUUUCCAAUUUCUUUGAUGAAGUCUGCGUUCCUGCUCUUUAGGCCAAAGGCAGAUGACCUCACACCUUGUAUAUUCCAGGAUGAGAUAGUAAAAGCUUUGUGUUCCAUAGUGUCUAGUGUUGUUUUUGUGUGCAGGUCCUUCAGGAGGAGGUCUUGCAGGUCUGGGAGGGUGUCUCACUGGUCUAGGCGGGGUGUCCGUUGCUCUGUUGCUCCUGUGUGAGGUGCUGGGGCUACGGUUGAGGGUGACGUCCUUCAGGGUCCUGGCAAAAGUUGGGAUCGCUGCCUUGUAGAGGUGGACCUGGUCGUAAAGGCUGUUCAAGUCCAGGGUGGAGUGGUUGGCCAGGUAGACAUUAGGUUUUGAGGCACAGUCUCGCGAAAUGCUUGCAUUCACCUGCUGUAUGGUGGCAGGGUGAACGUAUUUUCGUGGGAGCAGGGUGGAGAUAACCACUUGUGCGUUGGGGAAAGUGGAAGAAGCUUUUUUUGGGGGGGAACUCUCCUGCCAUUGUAGCUUAGUAGCCUUACUUAUUAAGCUUUAUAUAACAAAAUUACCUAGAGAUUAUUGCCUUUUACUUCAGAAGUAGGUUCAGACUGAACAUUACUCACUCAGUUUGGUGUUGGAUGGUAUUUCCAGGUUCCGCUGUGUUUCUUCUGCAGGUUUUGGUUUGUUAUACGUUUUUUUUUCUUGAUAGUCCUUGGUAGUAAUAGUCCAUUCAGGUAAUUUUGUCAAAAAUCAAGGUUUUAUGGAUGGAAAUUAGAUUUUGAUUGAAGGUUUUAAUGUUGAGGUUAGUAUCCUGUAUAAAUCCUUGUGAAAAAAUUCAAGUCUAUCUAACUCUAAUUCUAUAUUUUUGCAGAAGAACUCAGGAGCCCACACUACCUCUCUCUCUCUCUGUCUCUCUCAAUUCAAUCCAAUUCAAUUUGCUUUAUUGGCAUGACGUAACAAUGUACAUAUUGCCAAAGCUUACUUUGGAGAUUUACAAUAUUAACGUAAUUAAAAUAAUAAUAAUCAAUAUUGUCAAUGGGACAACAGUAACAACAAUAAUCAAGGGUCAAAAUUACCAUACAUUGAACAAUAACAAUAAGCAUAGUGGACAUUUGCAGGUUGGUUGGUCUGUCAGACACUGUCCCUCAUUUUAUGGAAGGCAGCAAUGUAGUGCGCUGCCAACCCACAGCUCUCUGCGUCCUCCCCCAACAGGACAGGUAGCCUAUUCUCAGCAGAGAGGUCUUUGAAACCUUGAAUAAGGGUGUCAAAUUUGGGGAAAUUACACUCUCUAAUUGUUUUAUAUUUUUGACAUUUUGUCAGGAAAUGCAGCUCUGUCUCAGGUUCUGCUGUGGUGCAGUGGUUGCACAGCCUUUCCUCUACAGGGAGCCAGGUUUUCCUGUGUCUACCCUUCUCAAUGGCAAGACUGAGCCUAUACUUUGUCAAGGUUUUUCUAAGGUUUUGAUCGUCUGUCUCUAUCUCUAUCUGUCUCACUCUUUCUCUCUCUCUCUCGUUCCAUAUCUCUCUAUCUCUCUCUUUCUCUCUCUCAGGGACGUGUUGCCAGUGUGUCUGUUCAUCCCUCCGUGGCUCUAUAGUGUAUCAGAUCAGCCACAGUCCAGCAGUCUGUCCCAGCUGGGUCCCAGUAAGUCUGAAUUCACCCUCUUCAUCUCUCCUCUUCCUCACCCACGCUCUCUUCCACUUAUCAUCUUCCUUUCACUCCUCCUGCACAACUAUCUCCUUGUCAUCCAUCCUAGUCACUUCAUAUCAAACGUCUCAUCCUCUAUGUGCUCCUCUUCUUACUCUACCUCCUCUUGACGACUACCAUCUCAUCAUUCUAAUGUUUGAUCUCCUUUCCUCCCUCUCUUUUUGUGUAUCUGUUUGUAUAUAGAGUCCUGGCUGUGUCCCACCACUGACCUCCAGCCUGAUCACAUGACUCAGAGGGCUCCUAGUACUGCCAUGUGCACCAUACAGGUAAUCAGCAGUAUUCAUAGCUUCAUAACAUGUCUAUAAAGGUUGGGACCUACACUACAUGACCAAAAGUAUGUGGACACCUGCUCGUCGAACAUCUCAUUCCAAAAUCAUGGGCUUUAAUAUGGAGUUGGUCCCCCCUUUGCUGCUAUAACAGCCUACGCUCUUCUGGGAAGGUUUUCCUCUAGAUAUUGGAACAUUGCUGCUGGGACUUGCUUCCAUUCAACCACAAGCAUUAGUGAGGUCGGCACUGAUGUUGGGCGAUUAGGCCUGGCUUGCAGUCAGUGUUCCAAUUCAUCCUAAAGGUGUUCAAUGGGGUUGGGGUCAGGGCUCUGUGCAGGCCAGUCAAGUUCUUCCACACCGGCCUCCCAAGUGGCGCAGCGGUAUAAGGCACUGCAUCGGAGUACUUGAGGCGUCACUACAGACUCGGGUUCGAUCCCAGGCUGUGUCACAGCCGGCCGUGACCGGGAGACCCAUGAGGCGGCGCACAAUUGGCCCAGCGUCGUCCGGGUUAGGGGAGGAUUUGGCCGGCCGGGAUUUCCUUGUCCCAUCGCGCUCUAGCGACUCCUUGUGGCGGGCCGGGCACCUGCAAGCUGACUUCGGUCUCAAGCUGGAUGGUGUUUCCUCAGACACAUUGGUGCGGCUGGCUUCCGGGUUAAGUGAGCAGUGUGUCAAGAAGCAGUGUGGCUUGGCAGGGUCUUAUUUCAGAGGAUGCAUGGCUCUCGACCUUCACCUCUCCCGAAUCCGUAGGGGAGUUGCAGCGAUGUGACAAGACUGUAACUACCAAUUCGAUAUCACGAAAUUAGGGAGAACAUUUUUGAAAUAAAUAAAAAGAAAUAUUCCACACCGAUCUCGACAAACCAUUUCUGUAUGGACCUCGCUUUGUUCACGGGGUAAUUGUCAUGCUGAAACAGGAAAGGGCCUUCCCCAAACUGUUGCCAUAAAGUUGGAAGCGCAGAAUCAUCUAGGAUGACAUUGUAUGCUGUAGCGUUAAGAUUUCUCUUCACUGGAACUAAGGGGCCUAGCCCGAACCAUGAAAAUAGCCCCAGACCAUUAUUCCUCCUACACCAAACUUUGGCACUAUGCAUUCGGGCAGGUAGUGUUCUCCUGGCAUCCGCCAAACCUGAUUCGUCCAUCGGACUGCCAGAUGGUGAAGCAUGAUUCAUCACUCCAGAGAACGUGUUUCCACUGCUCCAGAGUCCAAUGGCAGCGAGCUUUGCACCACUCCAGCCGACGCUUGGAAUUGCUCAUGGUGAUCUUAGGCUUGUGUGCGGCUGCUCGGCCAUGGAAACCCAUUUCAUGAAGCUCCUGACGAACAGUUCUUGUGCUGACGUUGCUUCCAGAGGCAGUUUGGAACUCUGUUGUGAGUGUUGCAACCGAGGACAGAUGGUUGCACUACGCGCUUCAGCACUCGGCGGUCCUGUUCUGUGAGCUUGCGUGGCCUACCACUUCACUGCUGAGCCGAUGUUGCUCCUACACGUUUCCACUUCACAAUAACAGCACUUACAGUUGACCAGGGCAGCUCUAGCAGGGCAGAAAUUGGACGAACUGACUUGUUGGAAAGUGGCAUCCUAUGACGGUGCCACGUUGAAAGUCACUGAGCUCUUCAGUAAGGCCAUUGUACUGCAAAUGUUUGUCUUUGGAGAUUGCAUGGCUGUGUGCUCGAAUUUAUACACCUGUCAGCAGCAGGUGUGGUUGAAAUAGCCGAAUCCACUAAUUUGAAGGGGUGUCCACAUACUUUUGUAUAAAUAGGGUAUUCACUAUGUUGUAUUCUGCUUUAACAUGACGUAGUUAGAGAACCACUCUAGUGGAUGUGUUGCCAUGGUUUGACAUGUGAUUCACAUUGAAAAGCAGAGGUCUGCUCCAAGGUUUUCCUAGUGCUUUGUAAUGUUAUCCCAGUCAAGUGUCACUCUCAGCAUCAUAGAUGAGUUGAGGUGUACCUCAGUUCAGACUGACGUCACGACUCCUUUUGCUCUUCAGUCGAAUAUCUUACAUUUUAAUACUGUAUUUCCUUUUUCAAAUCUAUAUAGGUUUUAAAGGCCCAGUGCAGUCAAAAUUAUGUUUUUCUUGUGUUUUGAUAUCAUAUUGUACAUCAGCUGAAGAAGCUAACACUGUAAAAGUGUGAAGAAAUUAUAUCAGUAGCUAGGUUUCCAUCCAAUUAGCGAAUAUUCUAGAAUCUGCAUCAAGAAAAUAUGUGCAUUUUCCCACCAGUGGUGUGUUUCCACCAAACGGACUUGUUGUGAAUAGAAAUCAGUGUGCGAUGACAUAGUGCACACAAUGUACUUUUUCGCUUAAGUUUUCAUUUACAGAAUAAAAAUCUAAAGUUCAAUGUGCUUCCAUCACAUUUUCAACUCUAUCGAUAGUUUUGUCACAAAAAUUGUUGCGUUAAAUAGCAAAUAUGCCUACUUUGGUCUUGGCAUGUGCGCAAUAUCCAACAGCUCGCAGAGACUGUGGUAGUCUACAUGAUGAGAUUAUUAUGGAUAAGAGCGAGUAUGUUUUUAUUUGUCAAAUGGCAGUCAAGCAUUGAUCAUCAUGUCACCAGAAUAAGACCCUCGAUAUUUAUUGGAAAGGAGCAUCAAGCUCAUCACCGUGCACUUUCACCACCCUGUGAAGUUCAUCAUAACUUAUUUUAUCUGUAGCCUAAUAAACUGCAUGGUUUCCAGAGUCAUUGUGGGAGGACCACAUACAGUUAAAGUCAGAAGUUUACAUAUACUUAGGUUGGAGUCAUUAAAACUCAUUUUUCAACCACUCCACAAAAUUCUUGUUAACAAACUAUAGUUUUGGCAAGUCGGUUAGGACAUCUACUUUGUGCAUGACACAAGUAAUUUUUCCAACAAUUGUUCACAGACAGAUUAUUUCACUUAUAAUUCACUGUAUUACAAUUCCAGUGGGUCAGAAGUUUACAUACACUAAGUUGACUGUGCAUUUAAACAGCUUGGAAAAUUCCAGAAAAUUAUGUCAUGGCUUUAGAAGCUUCUGAUAGGCUAAUUGACAUCAUUUGAGUCAAUUGGAGGUGUACCUGUGGAUGUAUUUCAAGGCCUACCUUCAAACUCAGUGCCUCUUUGCUUGACAUCAUGGGAAAAUCAAAAUAAAUCUGCCAAGACCUCAAAAGAAGAAUUUUAGACCUCCACAAGUCUGGUUCAUCCUUGGGAGCAAUUUCCAAAUGCCUGAAGGUACCACGUUCAUCUGUACAAACAAUAGAACGCAAGUAUAAACACCAUGGGACCAUGCAGCCGUCAUACCGCCCAGGAAGGAGACGCGUUUUGUCUCCUAGAGUUGAACUUACUUUGGUGCGAAAAGUGCAAAUCAAUCCCAGAACAACAGCAAAGGACCUUGUGAAGAUGCUGGAGGAAACCGGUACAAAAGUAUCGUUAUGUUUGGAGGAAAAAGGGGGUGGCUUGCAAGCCGAAGAACACCAUCCCAACCAUGAAGCACGGGGGUGGCAGCAUCAUGCUGUUGGGGUGCUUUGCUGCAGGAGGGACUGGUGCACUUCACAAAAUAUGUGGCAUCAUGAGGAAGGAAAAUUAUGUGGAUAUAUUGAAGCAACAUCUCAAGACAUCAGUCAGGAAGUUAAAGCUUGGUUGCAAAUGGGUCUUCCAAAUGGACAAUGACCCCAAGCAUACUUCCAAAGUUAUGGCAAAAUGGCUUAAGGACAACAAAUUCAAGGUAUUGGAGUUGCCAUCACAAAGCCCUGACCUCAAUCCUAUAGAAAAUUUGUGGGCAGAUCUGAAAAAGCGUGUGCGAGGCCUACAAAUUGACUCAGUUACACCAGCUCUCUCAGGAGGAAUGGGUCAAAAUUCACCCAACUUAUUGUGGGAAGCUUGUGGAAUGCUACCCGAAACGUUUGACCCAAGUUAAACAAUUUAAAGGCAAUGCUACUAAAUACUAAUUGAGUGUAUGUAAACUUCUGACCCACUGGGAAUGUGAUGAAAGAAAUAAAAGCUGAAAUAAAUCAUUCUCUCUGUCAGUGGGUGCUGUAGGUGGGUGUGGUGCAGGAAUCAGAUGCAGGACGCAGAAAAUAAGUCCAAUAGACUUUAGUGAAAAGCACACUCAAAAUAACGAGUCAAACGCCCGGAGGCGAGAAAGUCCGCACACAGGCGAAAACCAAAAGGCGCACAAAACAGUGCGUAAAUAACCUCCUAACACAGAGGAGGAAAAUGAACGAAAUGCACAAGGCAACAAUAGCGCACAAACACGACAGCGAAACAAUCACACACAAACACAGACACACAACGAGAACUAAAUAGAACACUAACGAGGACUAACUAGACACAGGUGUACAACAUCAAGACCAAACCAAACGAACAUGAAACAUAGAUCGGUGGCAGCUAGUACUCCGGAGACGACGACCGCCGAAGCCUGCCUGAACCAGGAGGAGGAGCAGCCUCGGCCGAAACCGUGACAGUACCCCCCCCCUUGACGCGCGGCUCCAGCCGUGCGCCGACCCCGGCCUCGGGGACGACCAGGAGGACGCGGAGCAGGGCGCGCGGGAUGGUCCCGGUGGAACUCCGACAGGAGAGAUGGGUCUAGGAUGUCCCUCCGCGGCACCCAGCACCGCUCCUCCGGGCCGUACCCCUCCCACUCCACGAGAUACUGGAGACCCCCCAUCCGGCAUCUGGAGUCCAAGAUGGACCGAACGGUGUACGCCGGAGCCCCCUCGAUGUCCAAUGGGGGCGGAGGAGUCUCUCCUAUCUCAUUGUCCUGGAGUGGACCAGCUACCACCGGCCUGAGAAGAGACACAUGGAACGAGGGGUUAAUAUUCUUAUAUUCAACAGGUAGAUUUAACCUAUAACACACCUCGUUCAAUCUUCUCAGGACUUUAAAGGGCCCCACAAACCGCCGACCCAGCUUCCGGCAGGGCAGGCGGAGGGGUAGGUUUCUGGUAGAGAGCCAGACUCGAUCUCCGGGUGCGUACACCGGCCCCUCACUGCGGUGGAGAUCGGCGCUCGCCUUGUGACGAAGGACGGCCCGCUGCAGGUGGACGUGGGCAGUGUUCCACGUCUCUUCCGAGCACCUCAUCCAAUCAUCCACCGCAGGGGCCUCGAUCUGGCUCUGCUGCCACGGUGCCAGAACCGGCUGGUAACCUAAUACACAUUGGAAAGGGGUUAGGUUAGUAGAGGAGUGGCGGAGAGAGUUCUGGGCCAUCUUGGCCCAGGGAAUGUAACGCGCCCACUCCUCAGGCCGGUCCUGGCAAUACGACCUCAGAAACCUACCCACAUCCUGGUUGACACGUUCUACCUGCCCGUUACUCUCCGGGUGGUACCCCGAGGUAAGGCUAACCGAGACCCCCAAACGCUCCAUAAACGCUCUCCACACACGGGAGGUAAACUGGGGGCCUCGAUCAGACACUAUAUACUCGGGGACCCCGUAAUGCCGGAAGACGUGGGUAAAUAGGGCCUCAGCGGUCUGUAGGGAAGUAGGAAGACCCGACAUAGGGAGAAGACGACAGGCCUUAGAGAACCGGUCCACAACGACCAGGAUGGUGGUAUUCCCCUGAGAGAGGGGAAGGUCUGUUACAAAAUCCACCGAGAGGUGGGACCAUGGUCGUUGUGGAACGGGUAGGGGCUGUAACUUACCCCUGGGCAGAUGUCGGGGCGCCUUACACUGGGCGCACACUGAGCAGGAGGAGACGUAAACCCUCACAUCCCUAGCCAAAGUAGGCCACCAGUAUUUAGUGCUAAGGCAAUGCACUGUCCGGCCAAUACCCGGAUGUCCAGAGGAGGGUGACGUGUGAGCCCAGUAGAUGAGUCGAUCCCGAAUCUCGAGCGGAACGUACUUCCGACCCUCAGGACAUUGUGGAGGGCUGGGGUCGGUACGCAACGCUCGCUCGAUCUCGGCAUCGACCUCCCACACCACCGGUGCCACAAGGCAAGACUCCGGUAGUAUGGUAGUAGGCUCAACGGACCUCUCCUCCGUGUCAUACCGCCGGGACAGUGCAUCUGCCUUGCCAUUCUGGGACCCAGGGAUGUACGUGAUUUUAAAUACGAACCUGGUGAGAAACAUACUCCAUCGAGCCUGGCGAGGGUUCAGUCUCCUCGCUGCCCGGAUGUACUCCAGGUUCCGAUGGUCAGUCAAAAUGAGGAAAGGGUGUUGAGCCCCCUCAAGCCAAUGCCUCCACACCUUAAGGGCCUGAACUACAGCUAACAGCUCCCUGUCCCCAACGUCAUAGUUACGCUCCGCCGGGCUGAGCUUUUUGGAGUAAAAGGCACAGGGGCGGAGUUUAGGUGGCGAGCCGGACCGUUGAGAGAGCACGGCCCCUAUACCAGCCUCAGACGCGUCCACCUCAACCUGAAAGGGAAUUGUGGGAUCCGGAUGCGCCAGCACCGGAGCCGACGUAAACAGGUCCUUCAGUCUCCCAAAGGCCCUGUCCGCAUCAGCUGACCACUGCAGGCGCACCGGACCCCCUUUCAGAAGGGACGUGAUGGGAGCUGCCACCUGUCCAAAACCCCGGAUAAACCUCCGGUAGUAAUUCGCAAAGCCCAAGAACUGCUGCACCUCUUUUACAGUGGUUGGAGUUUGCCAAUUACGCACAGCGGACACACGAUCCACCUCCAUUCUCACCCCUGACGCGGACAACCGAUAACCCAAAAAGGAGACCGACUCCUGGAAAAACAGAAAUUUCUCUGCCUUGACAUAUAGGUCGUGCUCCAACAGCCUCCUCAAUACACGUCGCACCAGGGUUACAUGCUCGGUUCGGGUAGACGAGUACACCAGAAUAUCAUCAAUGUACACGACCACCCCUUGUCCCUGCAUAUCCCGGAAAAUGUCAUCUACGAAGGAUUGAAAGACUGAUGGAGCAUUCAUCAACCCAUAUGGCAUGACAAGAUAUUCGAAAUGACCUGACGUGGUACUAAACGCUGUCAGAGGGAGUGGAUAACUGUAUUUCACAGUAAUCUGAUUGAGACCACGGUAAUCAAUGCACGGGCGCAACCCUCCAUCUUUCUUUUUCACAAAAAAGAAACUCGAAGAGGCGGGGGAAGUGGAAGGCCGGAUGUAUCCCUGUCUCAAAGAUUUGGCUAUGUAAGUCUCCAUAGCUUUUCUCUCCUCUUGAGACAAAGGAUACACAUGGCUCCGUGGGAGCGCUGCUCCUGCCUGGAGAUCAAUCGCACAAUCCCCCUGUCUAUGGGGAGGCAACUGCGUCGCCCUAGUUUUGCUAAACACAAGAGCUAAAUCCCCAUAUUCAGGCGGAAUGUGCAGUGCGGGCACUUGGUUUGGACUUUCCACCGAAGUCGCCCCCACGGAAACACCCAGACAUCGCCCCUCACACUGAACAGACCACCCAUCGAGAGCCCUCUGUUGCCACGAAAUAGCAGGGUUAUGGGUGCUUAACCAGGGAAUUCCCAGCACCACUGGGUACGCAGGAGAGUCGAUCAGAUACAGCUGUAUAGUCUCUUCAUGACCCCCCUGCGCACACAUCCUAAGUGGCGCUGUGACUUCCCUGAUCAACCCCGACCCCAACGGGCGGCUAUCUAAGGCAUGAACGGGAAAAGGUUUGUCAACAGGUAGGAGAGGGAUCCCUAACUCUAAACAAAACUUUCGAUCAACAAAAUUCCCAGCUGCGCCUGAAUCUACUAGCGCCUUAUGCUGGGAAUGAGGUGCAACCUGUGGAAAACCAACAGGUAUACAAAAGUGCGCAACAGAAAGCUCUGGGUAAGUGGGGCGUCUACUCACCUGGGAGGCCCCCCCAGUGCGUGGCCUGUUGUCUUCUCCCCCUGGAGAACCCUCCCCAGCACCUGGCCGCAGUGUGCCCUCCACGACCGCACUUGGUGCAGGAGACAGGCCCCCCGGGCUCCUCCUCCUCCGUUCUCUAGCGCCGGCACCCCCGAGCUCCAUAGGGCUCGGCUCGGAGGUGCCGGAGGGCGGAAUGGACGGACCCCCCUCGGGACGUCCACGGGUGGCCAGCAGGGUGUCUAAACGGAUGGACAGAUCAACCAACUGGUCGAAAGUCAGAUGGGUAUCCCUGCAGGCCAACUCUCGUUGAACGUCCUCCCGGAGGCUACACCGAAAAUGGUCGAUGAGAGCCCGUUCAUUCCACCCUGCAUCCGCCGCUAGAGUCCGGUACUCUAAAGCAAACGCCUGUGCGCUCCUCCUCCCCUGUCUCAAGUGGACUAGCCGCUCCACCGCCGCUUUGCCCUCAGGUGGAUGGUCAAACACGGCCUUGAAGCGGCGGGAGAACUCGGCGUAGGAGAUGGUGUUGGCGUCCAUCUUCCUCCACUCAGCGUUAGCCCACUCCAACGCCUUUCCCGAGAGACAGGAGAUGAGGGCGGAAACGCUCUCGUGUCCCGAGGGGCACCGGGUGUACAGUGGCCAGGUAGAGCUCCACCUGCAGGAGGAACCCCUGACACCCGGCAGCUGUUCCGUCAUACGCCCUCGGGAGCCCUCGGGAGCGAGAGCCGAAUCCUUCUGGGUUCCGGACAUGGGACUGGUGGACCGGCCGAUGGGGUGGGCAGGGUAGGUGGAGGUGUGGGUACCCUGCUGGCUUCCCAUCGGUGCAGGGUGUUGAUCACGUCCUGUAGAGCGGUCUCCAGUUGUCUUAUCUGGCCAUCUUGCCAAUGGAUAUGCUCCUCAAGCGACACAGGUGUCACGGCCGAUCCUGCUGAUUCCAUUAUGGUGUGUGAUUCUGUCAGUGGGUGCUGUAGGUGGGUGUGGUGCAGGAAUCAGAUGCAGGACGCAGAAAAUAAGUCCAAUAGACUUUAGUGAAAAGCACACUCAAAAUAACGAGUCAAACGCCCGGAGGCGAGAAAGUCCGCACACAGGCGAAAACCAAAAGGCGCACAAAACAGUGCGUAAAUAACCUCCUAACACAGAGGAGGAAAAUACGAAAUGCACAAGGCAACAGUAGCGCACAAACACGACAGCGAAACAAUCACACACAAACACAGACACACACAACGAGAACUAAAUAGAACACUAACGAGGACUAACUAGACACAGGUGUACAACAUCAAGACCAAACCAAACGAACAUGAAACAUAGAUCGGUGGCAGCUAGUACUCCGGAGACGACGACCGCCGAAGCCUGCCCGAACCAGGAGGAGGAGCAGCCUCGGCCGAAACCGUGACACUCUCUACUAUUAUUCUGACAUUUCACAUUCUUAAAAUAAAGUGGUGAUCCUAAGUGACCUAAGACAGGGAAUUUUUACUAGGAUUAAAUGUCAGGAAUUGUGAAAAACUGAGUUUAAAUGUAUUUGGCUUAGGUGUAUGUAAACUUCCGACUUCAACUGUAUGUGACUACAAGUUUACUUCAAUAUGAAAGUUAUAAUAUCAAUAUUUGCGUAUAAAGGCGUUUUCACCGCCAUUUCUCGCAUAAUUAAUUUUACAGACACAAAAAAAAUCCACUAUGUCGAAAGAAUGAUCUCUCUGCAUUUUAAAGGUUGUACCGGAACUUCCUGUUUCCAUCACAGCUGUCGUUACUUUUUUUUUUAUACGGUAUGACUUUACUCACAUAAAAACUGUGGAAGGAAACAUUGUUAGUGUUAUUUCCUGAUAGUUGCUGGCUCCCAUACACAGGAUGCAUGGGUGGAGUUUUGGCUUGCCUGGUGACAUCUCCAGGCAGUAUAAUGUGUAAUAGACCAAUCACAAAGAGAGUUCCAAACCUCUGCCAAUAACCUCUCUCCCAUUAGGCCCCCGUCCUCCACUUUAGUGCCCUUCCCCUCCCAACUCAGACCUCUCCCAGACAAUCCUAGCAAAAUUCUUGAUUGAGAAAGAUUUCUUUGCUAAAAAGCUAUUUUUGUUUAUUUUUGACCAUUUUAAUGGAAAACUACUACAGUAAGGUAUUUAUUUGUUACCCAGAAAUGAUUUGAUAUUGAGAUAAAAACAACCUUUAAUACUGAAACCAUUAUAUUGUAUCAAGUUCAAAUCAUUCUCCAAUGAUAAUUUUACAUUUUCGGAAAGAUCCUCAUGUGCCUCAAUACACAGUCAAGCUCCCUCUCGAUUGUGUCUUCUGUUCAAUAGCUGACAGCAGCCAAUGGUGCUCUGUGCAUCAUCAACCCACUCUAUCUCCAUGAGCAUGGCGAUGACUGGCUGACGCAUCAACCAACCAGCUCACAGCGAGUUAAUCGGCCAUCCAAUUAUAGGCAUGAGAGACGACUGAGUACAACGAGACCUUGGUCAGGGGCGGGCCUUCUUACUAAGAGAGCUAUUUCAUUGGAGCAGGAGCCCUGCAGCUCCAGUCCUGAUAAUCCAGGUAAAGUGAUUUUAAUUUUUAAGGCCCAGUGUUGUCAAAAACAUGAUUGGAAUAAUACUGUGAAAUUGUGAAAAUUAUGAUAAUGCCCUUUUAGUGUAAUUGAGAUUUUUUUUUUUUUUUUAACGACUGCAUUGGACCCUUUUAAUGUGUUUUAUUAUCAUUGUCCAUCCUGUCUGUGUGAAAAUAUCACCGCAUUAAUCAUCCUUCUCUCUGUAGGAGGUAAUGAGACAUCAUAGAGCUCACUAGCCAUUAUGCCAAAACCAAAAUCAACCAACGACUAACUGAUAUAGUGCAUUCGGAAAGUAUUCAGACCCCUUGACUUUUUCCACAUUUUGUUAGGUUACAGCCUUAUUCUAAAAUUGAUUAAAUUGUAUUUAUUCCCUCAGCAAUCUACACACAAUACCCCAUAAUGACAAAGCAAAAACAGUUUUUUCUAUUGUUUUGCUAAAAAAAAAAAAAUAAUACAAUGAAAUAUCACAUUUACAUAGGUAUUCAGACCCUUUACUCAGUACUUUGUUGAAGCACCUUUGGCAGCGAUUACAGCCUAGAGUCUUCUUGGGUAUGACGCUACAAGCUUGGCACACCUGUAUUUGUUUCUCCCGUUCUUCUCUGCAGAUCCUCUCAAGCUCUGUCAGGUUGGAUGGGGAGCGUCGCUGCACAGCUAUUUUCAGGUCUCUCCAGAGAUGUUCGAUCGCGUUCAAGGCUGGGCUCUGGCUGGGCCACUCAAGGACACUCAGAGACUUGUCCCGAAGCCACUCCUGCGUUGUCUUGGCUGUGUGCUUAGGGUCGUUGUCCUGUUGGAAGGUGAACCUUCGCCCCAGUCUGAGGUCCUGAGUGCUCUGGAGUAGGUUUUCAUCAAGGAUCUCUCUGUACUUUGCUCCGUUCAUCUUUCCCUUGAUCCUGACUAGUCUCCUAGUCCAUGCCGCUGAAAAACAUCCCCACAGCAUGAUGCUGCCACCACCAUGCUUCACCGUAGGGAUGGUGCCAGGUUUCCUCCAGACGUGACGCUUGGCAUUCAGGCCAAGAGUUCAAUCUUGGUUUCAUCAGACCAGAGGAUCUUGUUUCUCAUGGUCUGAGAGUCCUUUUGGCAAACUCCAAGCGGGCUGUCAUGUGCCUUUUACUGAGGAGUGGCUUCCGUCUGGCCACUCUAUCAUAAAGGCCUGAUUUGGUGGAGUGCUGCAGAGAUGGUUGUCCUUCUGGAAGGUUCUCCCAUCUCCAAAGAGAAACUCUGGAGCUCUGUCAGAGUGAUCAUUGGGUUCUUGGUCACCUCCCUGACCAAGGCCCUUCUCCCCCGAUUGCUCAGUUUGGCCGGGUGGCCAGCUCUAGGAAGGGUCUUGGUGGUUCCAAACUUCUUCCAUUUAAGAAUGAUGGAGGCCACUGUGUUCUUGGGGACCUUCAAUGCUGCAGAAAUAUUUUGGUACCCUUCCCCAGAUCUGUGCCUCGACACAAUCCUGUCUCAGAGCUCUACGGAUAAUUCCUUUGACCUCAUGGCUUGGUUUUUGCUCUGACAUGCACUGUCAACUGUGGGACCUUAUAUAGACAGGCGUGUGCCUUCCCAAAUCAUAUCCAAUCAAUUUACUUUACCACAGGUUGACUCCUAUCAAGUUGUAGAAACAUCUCAAGGAUGAUCAAUGGAAACAGGAUGCACCUGAGCUCAAUUUCGAAUCUCAUAGCAAAGGGUCUGAAUACUUAUGUAAAUAAGGUUUUUUAUUUGUAAUACAUUUGCAGAAAUUUAAAAAAAAACUGUUUUCGCUUUGUCAUUAUGGGGUAUUGUGUGUAGAUUCAUGAGGGAAAAAAAAUAUUUUAAUCCAUUUUAGAAUAAAGCUGUAACGUAACAAAAUGUGGAAAAGGGGAAGGGGUCUGAAUACUUUCCGAAUGCACUAUAUGUUUGGUCUUGUCUCCAGGGUCUCCUGUAGUCCAGGCUUCCCCGUCUCCCCCCACCCCAACAGGAGGGGUGGUUCUGAGGAGGCCCAGUAGGGAUGCUUCCAUUGAGUCACUCCACAGAACAGGGAGCCAGGACCGCACUAACACCUCCAGGCCCCCGUCAGACCCCAAGCCCCUGUUCAGCCCUGCCCCGCAGUCCCCUCACAGGGUGUCCUGGAUUGAGGACAAUGUAUGGCUCUCCAAACCACCACCCUCCUCCCUCCUCCGUCCCCCCUCCCUGGAGCUGGACUCGCUGUCAAUCAGCAGCAUUGAGGAGGAGCCGGAGUCGGUCACCAGCCCCUCCCACUCCCCCCACCCCUCGUAUCGGUUGGCCGACAAGGUGAAGCACCGCCUCUCGGCUGUGGGCCUGGCCAUUGGUGGGCUGGGGUCUCCACAGAAGAGGCUGACCAAGCGGGUGCAGGAGCUCAGUAAGCGGAGGGGCGGGGUAUUUGCAGAGGCAGUGCUGGAAUUCGUUGAGAUGACCCUAGGGGCUGGGUUUACCCCUGGAAUGACAGGUGUGGAUUUGCUUCAGGAGGUGCGUACGGCUCUCACUGCCCUGAGAGAGACACUGCUGGACUGUCCCGAGAUACACAUCUUCAUAGACAGUAUGGCCGACACACCCAACUGGGAGCUGGGUGAGUCCAUGCAUUAACAAAUUAGUGUUCGAAAACAGAAUAUCACUGCUAUUAUACAAAAAAACUUUUCAGCUUUAGUUCACUAUCCACCACAAAGCCAAAACGGACAAACACUCAACUACAUCAUUUUCCAGAAUUGUUUUCUAACACCUCAGUCUCUCCCUCUCUCUGUCCUCUAUCUACAUUAGACGCCAUACUGGAGCUCUCCCUACACAAGGUGGCCCUGAAGCCUGUGAGCUCCCACCUGUACACCUGCCUCCAGAGCUGUCGGGACCAUGACGGUAGCCUGCGGAAGCUGAGGGAGAACCAGCGGGUCCUGGAGGGCCGGGGGGUGGAGGAGCUGGAAGGGACGCCUGGGGCGGGGGUCCCUGACCCUGUCACCCUGGAGAAGAUCCAGCAGAGGUGGUCAGCCAUGCACCAGUCCUACUCCCCCAGCAGGAAGGUCCAUAUCAUGCUCAAGGUCUGCAAGACCAUCUACCACAGCAUGACAGCCAAUGCCAACCCAGGUGGGUGGUGCAGGGUAGACCUCCUCAGCCUCAGUAUGUGGAGUGAAUGGAGUUGGUUAGGGUUAGUGUAUUUCUCUCUCUUUCUUUAGGUAUGGUGAAAUUAGGUGGAAAAUCUGUCGAUGUGCCCUUGAGCAAGGCACUUAACCCUAAUUGCUCCUGUAAGUCGCUCUGGAUAAGAGCGUCUGCUAAAUGACUAAAAUGUAAAUGUAAACUCUCUAUUAAGGAUGAUGUUUGGAGUUCUUUGACUUUUGACUCCCUCCUCCCCUCUGUCUCAGGUGUAGUGUACGGGGCUGAUGACUUCCUGCCCUGUCUGACCUGGGUGCUUCUGCGUAGUGAUGUGGUCACUCUGCAGCUGGACACUGACUACAUGAUGGAGCUACUGGACCCCACACAGCUGCAGGGAGAGGGUACGAAUUAUACAAACGUUUCACGCAGACCCACAGAAACAUGUAUGUGCACAUGGACACUCGUAUAGUAACCCCCUUUCUGUCUCUGUUUCUCUCUCUCUCUACCUCUGUCUCUCUAUUUUGCAGGAGGUUAUUACUUGACGUCCCUGUACGCUUCUCUCUUCUACAUCAGCAGCUUCCGCCCUCGUCUCGCCACGCGCCAGCUUAGCACCGAGGCCCAGAAAUCCCUGAGCCAAUGGCAUCGCAGGCGCACCCUGCACUGCAACCAAUCACGACGCAGCACAAAUCGGAGGACCCUCCGGAGACCUGGGCAUGGCGAGAAGGGCAGGGAAAACUCCUGUGAUGCAGAGACGGAAACUGGCACAGGAAGUGUAACUGACGCCCCACCGGCGCCCUCUAGUGUUGUGGCCAAGGCACUGCACAUAAUCUCAGAGGUUGUGGUAGCGGCGAGGGAGGAGGGGGGCAGCAGAGCGGAGGGCCAAGGAUCCCCAGCUGCACAACUCCAGGCCUCACCUAGGAAGGAGAGACAGGACUCAGGUUAGUCUCCACAGGGUCCAUGAGGCACUCUGCGCCAGGCCAGUAGAGCUGGAAGACCGGACAGACACACAGAUGGGUCAGCAGAGGUCAGAGAGGACUGGGCUGCCAGUGGGAGACUGAAGCCAGAGUGA
Molecule: messenger RNA, 24885 nt
Organism: Coregonus sp. 'balchen'
Lineage: Eukaryota; Metazoa; Chordata; Actinopteri; Salmoniformes; Salmonidae
Source: the annotation of a GenBank genome assembly